Protopolystoma xenopodis is the source of this 612-nucleotide messenger RNA. The record is from the annotation of a GenBank genome assembly. Lineage: Eukaryota; Metazoa; Platyhelminthes; Monogenea; Polystomatidea; Polystomatidae.
AUGGCUCCGAUGCAGCAAGUCAAGUGGGCAGCGCUUCGAGAAUUCCACUUCUUCUUUGAUGCCUCCGGGGCUCUGCCAUUGGACGCAUGUCUUCAGAACUUGCGCAUUUUGGCUGACUUCUGCGACCGUCACCUGCCUCCCAUCGUGAAGGUCCUCCUGCAGCCUGUGAGCAGAUCAUCCUCUGAACACCCCACCAGUGCCGCUCUGUCCGACCCAACCGUCAACACCGAGGACUGUCUGUAUCCUCUUGACUCGGCCGAUCUCAUCAACUCGGCCCGAAGUGGCGACAACUACCUCGGCAUCUACUUUCACAGUCUGGCAGGCAUCGGACCGACGCACCACAGGUUGCAUGUGGCCGCUCUGGUCGGAGAAUUGUUCGAUGCCUUCGAGGCGCGACUGCUCUUCAGACCGACCUACACGGUCUACCAGACCUAUCCCUUGGCCCGGCUGUAUCGGGCAGGUCGGUACGGCCGACAGGCGGCGGUGGUUCAGGCCUCUUCAGCGGCGUCAAGCCAUGGUGAGUGGGAGACGUCUCUGCAUUUUCGCAACUCGGUUGUGUUGCCGGGGCGACCUAGACGAAGUGGUCCUGGACUGUAUCCUCUGGCAUUCUAG